This is a messenger RNA of Impatiens glandulifera, 1283 nucleotides long. RefSeq names its product actin-like. Gene Ontology annotation, cellular component: cytoplasm. The transcript has 4 exons. The record is from RefSeq and is a predicted model, not a curated record. Bases 15 to 1148 code for a protein of 377 amino acids. NCBI's taxonomy places the organism in Eukaryota, Viridiplantae, Streptophyta, Magnoliopsida, Ericales, Balsaminaceae.
GCAGAUUAUAGAAAAUGGCUGAUGCAGAAGAUGUUCAACCUCUUGUUUGUGACAAUGGAACAGGAAUGGUGAAGGCUGGUUUUGCUGGAGAUGAUGCUCCUAGGGCGGUCUUUCCUAGCAUAGUUGGGCGUCCUCGUCACACAGGUGUUAUGGUUGGAAUGGGGCAAAAGGAUGCAUACGUUGGUGAUGAAGCUCAAUCGAAACGUGGUAUUUUGACUCUGAAAUAUCCAAUUGAGCAUGGAAUUGUGAACAAUUGGGAUGAUAUGGAGAAAAUUUGGCAUCAUACUUUCUACAAUGAACUUCGUGUGGCUCCUGAAGAACAUCCUAUUCUUCUUACUGAAGCUCCUCUCAAUCCCAAAGCUAAUCGUGAGAAGAUGACGCAAAUCAUGUUUGAAACCUUCAAUGCUCCUGCUAUGUAUGUUGCUAUUCAGGCUGUUCUCUCCCUUUAUGCCAGUGGUCGAACAACAGGUAUUGUAUUGGAUUCGGGAGAUGGUGUGAGCCAUACAGUCCCAAUCUACGAAGGUUACGCACUCCCACACGCCAUCCUCCGUUUGGAUCUUGCAGGUCGUGAUCUAACUGACGCUCUAAUGAAAAUCCUGACGGAGCGCGGUUACUCCUUCACAACUUCAGCCGAACGCGAAAUCGUGAGGGACAUGAAGGAGAAACUCUCAUACAUUGCCCUAGACUAUGAACAAGAACUAGAAACGUCAAAGACAAGCUCGUCAGUCGAGAAGAGCUACGAAUUGCCAGACGGACAGGUGAUCACCAUCGGGUCGGAGAGGUUCCGAUGUCCCGAAGUCCUUUUCCAGCCAUCCAUGAUUGGAAUGGAGGCGGCUGGCAUUCACGAGACCACUUAUAACUCAAUAAUGAAAUGUGACGUGGAUAUUAGGAAGGAUUUGUACGGUAACAUAGUUCUUAGUGGAGGAACCACGAUGUUUGGGGGCAUUGCGGAUAGAAUGAGCAAGGAAAUUACGGCAUUAGCCCCGAGUAGCAUGAAGAUCAAGGUGGUUGCUCCGCCCGAAAGAAAGUAUAGUGUUUGGAUUGGAGGUUCCAUUCUCGCUUCACUCAGCACUUUCCAACAGAUGUGGAUAGCAAAGGCGGAGUACGAUGAAUCUGGACCUUCGAUUGUACACCGAAAAUGCUUUUAAGGAAUUAUAGAAUACUACUAUAGUAACCAGCCAAGCAUAAAGUUUACUUGAUGAGAACUGUUUGCAACUUUUAUGGUUCUUUCAAUUAAAUGUUUGAUUUUUCACCAAAUAAAAAAAGUAGACACACACAUAAAU